GCGAUGACAGCGACGCGCUGGAUAUGUGCGCUUUUAACGCUACUCGCGUUGGUUUAUCACCCAACGCAAGGUCACCAUCCUUUGUGGACCAAGCUGGAUUCCGAGAGCACGAGGCAGUACGUGUCUAGGGUGAGGUCCCAGGGUCGACCCUUGGCACCCGACAUGCCUCAACUACUCCAGAGGACUGCCGGGGAAGCGGAGGACGAGUAUCGGAACAGAAUAGAUAUAGUCAAACAUCUCUACCCGUACCUUCCUUGGUACAUGACUUACUACAACCCAGUCCAGGGAGUCUACAAGUUCGAUCCUUCACCACCAGGGAACACUCCCUUGCACCACAAGUACUACAGAAGGUACCAACACAAACAAGGACAGUCUGAGGCUGACUGGUACACAGCGCUCCUCGAGCAGUACGAGGGGGAAACCACGCGGGACUACGAGUACAGGAUACACGUGCUGAAGCAGGUGUUCCCUCAGGCGGAUUGGGCUCACGUAGACUACAGUCCGAGUCAGGAACAGUACGCGUGGCGGCACGAGGAUGGGGAGGAUACGAGUCGUGAGGAUGAUGAGGAAGAGGAACAAUGGAGAGUUCGUCGCGGGGAGAGCAUUAUCGACAUGUAUGCAAGAGUAAUGAAGAAGAAACAAGGAGAGAGUUUUGUAGACUAUUUCAACCGUAUCCUCUCUAGAGCACCCUUCGACAGCGACUUAACAUAUCUCGUACGACUCAAGGUACUCAAGAGUCGCCAUCCUGAGUACCCCUGGAACUAUCUAGAGUACGACGAGGCGAAGAGGCAGUGGGAACUCAAAGUACCUGAACAUUACAUCUACUCUGGUCGACUGGAAGGAGAGGAUGAGGAUACUUACCUGCUACGAGCCUACCGUAGGAUGGAAGGAGAGAGUGAGGAAGCUUACUGGAUCAGACUAUUGGCUAGGAGAGAACAUGAGACUGAAGAAGAGUAUCAGAGAAGGAUCAUGAAGUUGAGGUCUCUGUUCUCACAACUGGACUGGGCUCAUGUCAUGUGGAGCAACUCCUCCGGAAUCAUGGUGUACAAGGGCAAGAGUGUCUCUCAGUGGUGGAUAAAGCGAACAGAAGAGAGUUGGGAGGAAUACUGGUACAGACUGUACCCUGUUGUGGAAGGGGAGUCUAGCGAGCAAUACCUGAUCAAGCUGUUGAGAAGAUUCGAGGGAGAAUCUGAUGAAUCUUAUCUCCAGAGGAUCACAAUGAUAAGGAAAAUCUACAUUUACGCUCCAUGGGACCACAUAACUUACGACGAAUCGUCCAGUAGUUACACAUUUGACCGCAGAGUCACCGUCAGUCGGUGCAUCAGAAAUAUCGUCAUCAACAGAAGAGAAUGGUACAUAUGGUGGUUGAGAAGGUCCGGAGAGUCAGAAGAGGAAUAUUACAGACGAAUCUACUCCAAGGCCUCCACAGAAACAAACUACGAAUAUUUCACCAGGAUCUUGAGGCGAUUCACCGGAGAGUCUGAUGAAGACUACAAGAAGAGAGUGCUGAAACUCAGGACAGUGUUCGUUAACGCUCCUUGGAGUAGCGUCGAGUUCGACGAGAACCAAAAGGAGUUCGUAUGCAGCAAGUCAGCUGUGACUGAUGACAUCAGGGAAAUUUCUGUCAGCGGGAAAAAGAUCAAGGUGACUGACUACUGGGAGAGAAGAUCUGACGAGACGGAGGAGGCUUACUACAGGCGACUCUACUCUAAGGAACAAGGAGAGUCGGACUCCGACUAUGUGAGGAGAGUUAUCGCUCGCCAGGGAGGAGAAACGGAUGCUGAAUAUCUCACGAGAAUCACCAAACUGAGGAUUGUGUUCAGGCAGUUCCCGUGGGAUCAGGUGGAACUGGAGGAAACAGGAGAGUACAGACUGAAAACAGGAACUACUGUCAGUAGGGACGUGUCUACUGCAACUGUCGACGGCAAACAGGAGGAUUUAAGCACUAAAUCUGAAACAAAGGAAAAAAGCAGUUCGACAGAAUCAAAAACCAACACCGAGUCUUCUGCUUCUGGUGAAUCUGAGACACCAACAACUGAGGAAGUGAACCAAGAAGAUACAACUCAAGAGACUGAAACAACUUCUCGAGUUGAAAAAGUUGAAUCAUCUUCAUCCUCAAACACUGAAGAGACUCAGGAAAUAGUACAGUCUGAAUCAGUGAUCACUGACACGGAAAUUACUAAAGGAGUUGAAGAGGUAGUUAAAGAGGAAUCUUCAGAGGCACAGACAUCUUCAAAUGAUAUUGAAGAAAUUUCUUCCUCCACUGUUGUCGAAGAAAAAUCUUCGUCUACUGUAGAAGAAGAGUCUUCUUCAUCCGUUGUAAAAGAAAAAUCUACUUUAAGUACUGUUGAAGAAAUAUCUUCAAACGCUGUAGAACAAGCAUCUUCGUCGAGAAGCGUGGAAGAAACGUCUUCUAAUGUUGUGGAAGAGAAAGCAUCGACUGUUGAGGAAAAAUCUUCAAACGUUGUAGAAGAGAAAGCUUCGACUGUUGAAGAAAAAUCUUCAAACGUUGUGGAAGAGAAAGCUUCGAAUGUUGAAGAAAAAUCUUCAAACGUUGUGGAAGAGAAAGCUUCGACUGUUGAAGAAAAAUCUUCAAACGUUGUGGAAGAGAAAGCUUCGACUGUUGAAGAAAAAUCUUCAAACGUGGUGGAAGAGAAAACUUCGACUGUUAAAGAAAAAUCUUCAAAUGUCGUAGAAAAAGCAUCCUCUUCGAACAAUGUGGAAAAUGUUAAAGAAACUGUAGUUUCCACCAAUGAGAAAAUUCAAAAUACCCCAACGGUUGCAGAAACAAUUACAGUGACUGAGGCACCAACUUAUGAGAGUAAAAAGGAAUCUGCAGAAGAAAAUACUUCUUCAUCAAGUGUUGUUGAAGAGACCCAGGAAACCUUGGUAUCCAGAGACGUCAGCACCGAACAAGCCACUGCCGCUGAAACUACCACUACUGUAGCACCAGCUGUUGAAAUUAAAGAGCAAUCUUCAGAUGUAAAGUCGUCUUCAAAUGUUGUUGAAGAGAAGAAAGAGACUAUAGUCUCUAGAGACACAAAUGCAGAAAAUCUGAAUGUCACAACUACAACGGAGGCGCCAGCUGUUGAAGUUAAAAACGAAUCAACGGAAGAAAAAACAUCAUCAUCUAGAACUGUUGAAGAAACUAAGGAAACUCUGGUAUCUAAAGAAACUAACACUGAAAAGAUUGAGGCAGUCACUGAUACAACUACCACAACAGAGGCCCCAGCUAUAGUAAGCGAAGUAAUUGAGAAAACCUCUUCUGAAAAAAAGGAAUCACAGUCUUCUUCGAGCCACCAAUCGGAAGAAACUAAAAUAAAGCAGGAAGUUUCUCAGCCCUCAAAAACUCUCAAGGAGAAGGAGCAGGAAGAAGAUGUUGUCAUUCACAUGAAGGAGUCAGUGGUGUCAGCCAACAAACCAUCGAGGAUAAAGAAACCACUUCCAAAAAUUAAGCCAAUGAAAGAAGAUACAGUCACAAAGGAAACUUCAUCUGAGACAACCUCCCAAUCAUCUUCGUCUGUUGAGAACACUGAGGAAAGUACAAAAAAGAAGGAGACUGCGUCGUCUGAAACGACAUUAGUGGAAAAACCAACAACAAUCGAGGAAGUUAAAGAAACUGCGACGUCCAAAACAGAAACUAAACUGGAGUCAGAUUCUCAGACUAAGGAGACUAAAGAAGUAACAGUUGGUGAGACCCCCAUAACAACGACAGUAGCACCAAUCACUGAGGUCAAAACGGAAUCGUCAACAACAGACUCACAGUCAUCUUCAACUACAACGGAGUCUAAGGGAGAAAAGACAACUUCGUCUUCAGAUACCAAAGAGGAAACAGCCGCAAUUCUAAAGAAAUCGACAGAAGAAUCUAUCCCAGAAUCUACAACCACCACUACCACAGCACCAGUCGCAUAUGCUCAUCAUGCUUUAAUAGAAACUGUCACCCAAACAUCCAACUCAGCAGAAAAAUCUAAGGAGACCAUUGUACUACCGGAUACCACCACAACUCCAGCACCGGAAAAAAAAUCGACAGAAGAAUCUAUCCCAGAAUCUACCACCACCACUACCACAACACCGGUCUCAUAUGCUCAUCAUGCUUUAAUAGAAACUGUCACCCAAACAUCCAACUCAGCAGAAAAAUCUAAGGAGACCAUUGUACUACCGGAUACCACCACAACUCCAGCACCGGAAAAAGAAUCCACACCAGAAUCCACUCUAGAGACUGCCUCCACUACCACUGCGGCACCUGUUACAAAUGUUCGAUCAGAGUCUUCAUCAGAAACUGUCGCUCAAACUUCAACUUCCACCGAAAAAACUAAGGAGACUGUUGUACAAGUAUCACCGGAAAACACCACUGGUCCAGUGCCUGACAAUGUUGUGAAAACGGAUUCUUCAAAAACGGCCUCGGAAUCAUCCUCGACCACAGAAAAGUCAGAGGAAACAACAAAAAAGAAUGAAAUUCCUGUUUCUGUCACAACAACCACUUCAAAACCUGAAACCGUUGAGGAGAAGACAACAUCAACAGACACAAAAUCAGCCACAGAAAUAAAGACAUCAGUAGAAGAAUCCAUUCCAGAGACUACCAUUACUACUACUGCUUCGCCCGUUACAACUGUUCAAUCAGAGUCUUCAACAGAAUCUGUAGCUCAAACUACAUCUUCCACCGAAGACAGCAAGGAGUCCGUUGUUGAAGUAGUCCUGGAAGCUACCACUUCUUCCAUACCAGAAAAUGCUGCCAGGUCCGUUGAAACUGUGGUCGCUCCGGGUCCCGAGACUCCAUCCACGACUGAAAGUGAAGUGAAGAAGGAAAAGAAGAACAAAUUUACGUUGAAAGCAACAUCGGUGUCAAAGACUGAAAAAACUACAGAAAAAGAAGCUGAAAGUCCAACAACUACUACAACAGCAAAGCCGGACACUACUGUUGAAUCAAAACCAUCGACUGAGGUCUCCACAUCUUCAUCUACGACUGAAGUGCAAAAGGAAGCAGAUGUUAACGUAGUGCCUGCGUCAACGACUACAACUUUCAAACCAGAAACUGUUGUUGAAUCAAAAUCAUCGACCGAAACUGCAUCAAAGUCCUCAUCCACUGAAUUGUCCUCUUCUACUGAAGAGAAAAAGGAAACAGUUGUAAAAGUAGUGCCUGCUCCCACGACUACAGCUGCUAAACCAGAAACUGUUGUUGAAUCAAAACCAUCGACUGAUACUGAAACUUCUACUACUGAAUUAAAGAAGGAAACGGAUGUAAGAGUAGUAUCUGAGUCGACGACUACAACUGCCAAACCAGAAACCGAGAGUAAAACAACCGAAGAAAAAAAGAACAAAGUAAUGUUGAAAGCUACUUAUCAGUCAUCAACAUCUGAAAAAUCUACAGAAAAGGCCGCAGAUAGUCCAACAACCACCACAACAUCCACGCCAGAGACUAUUGUCGAAUCAAAGUCAUCGACUGAGGAUACGUCCAAAUCUUCUUCUACUACUGAGGUGAAAGAGGAUACUGAGGUUAAAGUAGUGCCUGCGUCCACAACUACAUCUUCCAAACCGGAAUCCGUUGUGGAAGUGGAAUCAUCCUCCAAGACAAAAUCCCAGUCCUCAUCUUCUACUUAUGAAAAAACUGAGGAAAGAACAGAAAAGACGACGGGAAAGGAAUCUACAGCUCCAGUUACACCUAGUACAACUGCUUCUCCUGGAUCGCCUGCAAAGCCGAAAGAAGUAUUUUGUGAAAAGAUGUAUGAUAGGCAAGAUUUUGAAACUGAUGAAGAGUACUAUAAACGUAUCCUCCACAGAUACGAGUUGGAAGACAUAAACCAUUAUGUAGAGAGGAUAGAAAAAGUUGAAAAACUCAAACCGAACCUUCCAAUCUGGAAUAACAAAGGAGCUCUUGUUUAUACCAAACAAUAUUACGAUCAAAAACUCAAACCUAAACCAAGCGAAACUAAAGAAGAAUACGAGUUAAGAGUGUUAUCCAAGCCAAAGAACUACAACGACGAAGAAUAUAACAAAAUGAAAGCGUUUGUGAGUGAAUAUUUUAAUUCUGAAACUGCGUGUGAAAAAACAUCGAAUUUUGAAUCUGAAAACAAGGAAUCGCGGUCCUUGGAAGAAGAUGAAAACGUAAUCGUUAUAAAAGAGUCCGCGAAAGAGGAUUUAAGUAGUACAACUACAGAAAAGCCGGUCGAAGAAGUAACAACUACACCAGCCCCUACUACAACUACACCAGCCCCUACUACAACUACCACGACAACUGUCCAACCAGUAGAUGAGACUGUAGUACAGGAGACAAAAACAGAGACAAAAACAGAGACAAAAUCAAUAGUAGAGGUAGAAGAACAUCAUGAGAUAACACAGGUCGAAGAAGUAACAACUACAACAGCCCCAGCUACAACUACGCCAGCACCCACUACAACUACCACGACAACUGUUCAACCAGUAGUUGAGACUGUAGUACAGGAGACGAAAACAGAGACAAAAUCAAUAGUAGAGGUAGAAGAACAUCAUGAGAUAAAACAGGUCGAAGAAGUAACAACUACACCAGCCCCAGCUACAACUACACCCGCCCCAGCUACAACUACACCAGCCCCAGCUACAACUACACCAGCCCCAGCUACAACUACCACGACAACUGUUCAACCAGUAGUUGAGGCUGUCGUAGAGGAGACUAAAACAGAGACAAAAUCAGUAGUAGAGAAAGAAGAACAUCAUGAGAUAACACAGGUCGAAGAAGUAAAAACUACACCAGCCCCAGCUACGACUACACCAGCACCUACUACAACUACCACGACAACUGUUCAACCAAUUGAGGAAGUAGUAGUGCAAGAGACUAAAACAGAAGCAACAACUGUACAAGAAGAUAUAUACAUGGAGGAGAAGGAAAAUGUCAUUGUUAUGAAAGAAUCCAUAAAAUCAAGUAUUGUUACCAGUACUACAGAAAAGCCGGUCGAAGAAGUGACGACAACUACCAAAACAACUGUUCAACCAGUAGUUGAGACGGUAGUUCAGGAGACAAAAACAGAGACAAAAUCAGUAGUAGAGGUUGAAGAACAUCAUGAGAUAACACAGGUCGAAGAAGUAAAAACUACACCAGCCCCAGCUACAACUACACCAGCCCCAGCUACAACUACGCCAGCCCCAGCUACAACUACCACGUCAACUGUUCAACCAGUAGUUGAGACUGUAGUAAAGGAGACUAAAACAGAGACAAAAUCAGUAGUAGAGGAAGAAGAACAUCAUGAGAUAAAACAUGUCGAAGAAGUGGCAACUACACCAGCCCUUACUACAACUACACCAGCACCUACAACCACUACACCAGCACCUACAACAACUACACCAGCCCCUACAACAACUACACCAGCACCUACUACAACUGUUCAACCAGUAAUUGAAACUGUAGUACAGGAGACUAAAACAGAGACAAAAUCAGUAGUAGAGGAAGAAGAACACCAUGAGAUAAAACAUGUCGAAGAGGUGGCAAUUACACCAGCCCCAGCUACAACUACAACAGCACCUACUACAACUACAACGACAACUGUUCAACCAAUUGAGGAGAUAGUAGUGCAUGAGACUAAAACAGAAGCAACGACUGUGCAAGAAGAUAAAUAUAUCGAAGAGGAGGAGGAAAAUGUCAUUGUUAUGAAAGAAUCCAUAAGGUCCAGUAUUGUUACCACUACUACAGAAAAGCCGGUCGAAGAAGUGUCGACAACGCCUGCACCUGCAACAACUACGAAAGCACCUACUACAACUGAUCAACCAGUAGUUGAGACUGUAGUACAGGAGACAAAAACAGAGAUAAAAUCAGUAGUAGAGGAAGAAAAACAUCAUGAGGUAACAAAGGUCGAAGAAGUAACAAUUACACCAGCCCCAGCUACAACAACGCCAGCACCUACUACAACUACGACAACUGUUCAACCAGUACUUGAGACUGUAGUUCAGGAGACAAAAACAGAGACAAAAUCAGUAGUAGAGGUUGAAGAACAUCAUGAGAUAACACAGGUCGAAGAAGUAAAAACUACACCAGCCCCAGCUACAACUACACCAGCCCCAGCUACAACUACGCCAGCCCCAGCUACAACUACCACGACAACUGUUCAACCAGUAGUUGAGACUGUAGUACAGGAGACAAAAACAGAGACAAAAUCAUUAGUAGAGAAACAAGAAUAUCAUGAUAUAAAACAGGUCGAAGAAGUGGCAACUACACCAGCCCUUACUACAACUACACCAGCACCUACAACCACUACACCAGCACCUACAACAACUACACCAGCCCCUACAACAACUACACCAGCACCUACUACAACUGUUCAACCAGUAAUUGAAACUGUAGUACAGGAGACUAAAACAGAGACAAAAUCAGUAGUAGAGGAAGAAGAACACCAUGAGAUAAAACAUGUCGAAGAGGUGGCAAUUACACCAGCCCCAGCUACAACUACAACAGCACCUACUACAACUACAACGACAACUGUUCAACCAAUUGAGGAGAUAGUAGUGCAUGAGACUAAAACAGAAGCAACGACUGUGCAAGAAGAUAAAUAUAUCGAAGAGGAGGAGGAAAAUGUCAUUGUUAUGAAAGAAUCCAUAAGGUCCAGUAUUGUUACCACUACUACAGAAAAGCCGGUCGAAGAAGUGUCGACAACGCCUGCACCUGCAACAACUACGAAAGCACCUACUACAACUGAUCAACCAGUAGUUGAGACUGUAGUACAGGAGACAAAAACAGAGAUAAAAUCAGUAGUAGAGGAAGAAAAACAUCAUGAGGUAACAAAGGUCGAAGAAGUAACAAUUACACCAGCCCCAGCUACAACAACGCCAGCACCUACUACAACUACGACAACUGUUCAACCAGUACUUGAGACUGUAGUUCAGGAGACAAAAACAGAGACAAAAUCAGUAGUAGAGGUUGAAGAACAUCAUGAGAUAACACAGGUCGAAGAAGUAAAAACUACACCAGCCCCAGCUACAACUACACCAGCCCCAGCUACAACUACGCCAGCCCCAGCUACAACUACCACGACAACUGUUCAACCAGUAGUUGAGACUGUAGUACAGGAGACAAAAACAGAGACAAAAUCAUUAGUAGAGAAACAAGAAUAUCAUGAUAUAAAACAGGUCGAAGAAGUGGCAACUACACCAGCCCCUACUACAACUACACCAGCCCCUACUACAACUACACCAGCACCUACAACAACUACACCAGCACCUACAACAACUACACCAGCACCUACAACAACUACACCAGCCCCUACAACAACUACACCAGCACCUACUACAACUGUUCAACCAGUAGUUGAGACUGUAGUACAGGAGACUAAAACGGAGACAAAAUCAGUAGUAGAGGUUGAAGAACAUCAUGAGAUAACACAGGUCGAAGAAGUAAAAACUACAUCAGCCCCAGCUACAACUACACCAGCCCCAGCUACAACUACGCCAGCCCCAGCUACAACUACGCCAGCCCCAGCUACAACUACCACGACAACUGUUCAACCAGUAGUUGAGACUGUAGUACAGGAGACAAAAACAGAGACAAAAUCAUUAGUAGGGGAACAAGAAUAUCAUGAGAUAAAACAGGUCGAAGAAGUGGCAACUACACCAGCCCCUACUACAACUACACCAGCACCUACUACGACUGUUCAACCAGUAAUUGAAACUGUAGUACAGGAGACUAAAACAGAGACAAAGUCAGUAGUAGAGGAAGAAGAACACCAUGAGAUAAAACAUGUCGAAGAGGUGGCAAUUACACCAGCCCCAGCUACAACUACAACAGCACCUACUACAACUACAUCGACAACUGUUCAACCAAUUGAAGAGAUAGUAGUGCAAGAGACUAGAACAGAAGCAACAACUGUGCAAGAAGAUAAAUACAUCGAAGAGGAGGAGGAAAAUGUCAUUGUUAUGAAAGAAUCCAUAAGGUCCAGUAUUGUUACCACUACUACAGAAAAGCCGGUCGAAGAAGUGACGACAACGCCUGCACCUGCAACAACUACGCAAGCACCUACUACAACUGAUCAACCAGUAGUUGAGACUGUAGUACAGGAGACAAAAACAGAGACAAAAUCAGUAGUAGAGGAAGAAAAACAUCAUGAGGUAACAAAGGUCGAAGAAGUAACAAUUACACCAGCCCCAGCUACAACUACGCAAGCUCCUACGACAACUACCACGACAACUGUUCAACCAGUAGUUGAGACUGUAGUUCAGGAGACAAAAACAGAGACAAAAUCAGUAGUAGAGGUUGAAGAACAUCAUGAGAUAACACAGGUCGAAGAAGUUAAAACUACACCAGCCCCGGCUACAACUACACCAGCCCCAGCUACAACUACACCAGCCCCAGCUACAACUACACCAGCCCCAGCUACAACUACGCCAGCCCCAGCUACAACUACCACGACAACUGUUCAACCAGUAGUUGAGACUGUAGUACAGGAGACUAAAACAGAGACAAAAUCAGUAUUAGAGGAAGAAGAACAUCAUGAGAUAACACAGGUCGAAGAAGUGGCAACUACACCAGCAUCUACAACAACUACUCCAGCCCCUACAACAACUACACCAGCACCUACUACAACUGUUCAACCAGUGGUUGAGACUGUAGUACAGGAGACAAAAACAGAGACAAAAUCAUUAGUAGAGGAAAAAGAAUAUCAUGAGAUAAAACAGGUCGAAGAAGUGGCAACUACACAAGCCCCUACUACAACUACACCAGCACCUACAACAACUACACCAGCACCUACAACAACUACACCAGCACCUACAACAACUACACCAGCCCCUACAACAACUACACCAGCACCUACUACAACUGUUCAACCAGUAGUUGAGACUGUAGUACAGGAGACUAAAACAGAGACAAAAUCAGUAGUAGAGGUUGAAGAACAUCAUGAGGUAACACAGGUCGAAGAAGUAACAACUACACCAGCCCCAGCUUCAACUACGCCAGCCCCAGCUACAACUACGCCAGCCCCAAGUACAACUACGCCAGCCCCAGCUACAACUACCACGACAACUGUUCAACCAGUAGUUGAGACUGUAGUACAGGAGACUAAAACAGAGACAAAAUCAGUAGUAGAGGAAGAAGAACAUCAUGAGAUAACACAGGUCGAAGAAGUUAAAACUACACCAGCCCCGGCUACAACUACACCAGCCCCAGCUACAACUACACCAGCCCCAGCUACAACUACACCAGCCCCAGCUACAACUACGCCAGCCCCAGCUACAACUACCACGACAACUGUUCAACCAGUAGUUGAGACUGUAGUACAGGAGACUAAAACAGAGACAAAAUCAGUAUUAGAGGAAGAAGAACAUCAUGAGAUAACACAGGUCGAAGAAGUGGCAACUACACCAGCAUCUACAACAACUUCUCCAGCCCCUACAACAACUACACCAGCACCUACUACAACUGUUCACCCAGUGGUUGAGACUGUAGUACAGGAGACAAAAACAGAGACAAAAUCAUUAGUAGAGGAACAAGAAUAUCAUGAGAUAAAACAGGUCGAAGAAGUGGCAACUACACCAGCCCCUACUACAACUACACCAGCACCUACAACAACUACACCAGCACCUACAACAACUACACCAGCCCCUACAACAACUACACCAGCACCUACUACAACUGUUCAACCAGUAAUUGAAACUGUAGUACAGGAGACUAAAACAGAGACAAAAUCAGUAGCAGGGGAAGAAGAACACCAUGAGAUAAAACAUGUCGAAGACGUGGCAAUUACACCAGCCCCAGCUACAACUACAACAGCACCUACUACAACUACAACGACAACUGUUCAACCAAUUGAAGAGAUAGUAGUGCAAGAGACUAAAACAGAAGCAACAACUGUGCAAGAAGAUAAAUACAUCGAAGAGGAGGAGGAAAAUGUCAUUGUUAUGAAAGAAUCCAUAAGGUCCAGUAUUGUUACCACUACUACAGAAAAGCCGGUCGAAGAAGUGACGACAACGCCUGCACCUGUAACAACUACGCAAGCACCUACUACAACUGAUCAACCAGUAGUUGAGACUGUAGUACAGGAGACAAAAACAGAGACAAAAUCAGUAGUAGAGGAAGAAAAACAUCAUGAGGUAACAAAGGUCGAAGAAGUAACAAUUACACCAGCCCCAGCUACAACUACGCAAGCUCCUACGACAACUACCACGACAACUGUUCAACCAGUAGUUGAGACUGUAGUACAGGAGACUAAAACAGAGACAAAAUCAGUAGUAGAGGAAGAAGAACAUCAUGAGAUAACACAAGUCGAAGAAGUAAAAACUACACCAGCCCCAGCUACAACUACGCCAGCCCCAGCUACAACUACGCCAGCCCCAGCCCCAGCUACAACUACCACGACAACUGUUCAACCAGUAGUUGAGACUGUAGUACAGGAGACUAAAACAGAGACAAAAUCAGUAUUAGAGGAAGAAGAACAUCAUGAGAUAAAACAGGUCGAAGAAGUAACUACAACUGCGACUCCUGAAGAUGAAAUGGAAGUUGAGGUAGUUGCAAUCGUAGCGUCUGAAAAGGAGUCGAAGAUAUUUGAAGAGGAAGAAUAUGUAGAAACGAAGGAACAAAAUGAGGGAUCUCUCCUAACAACCACCACUAUUCCAACGGUUAUCGUAGGCGAAAAAACAGUUAAAGAAGGAAAACGCGGCUUAGAAGAAUUUGAAAAGGAGGAAGAAAUAGUAAAGAAAGAAUCGGUCACAACAACAACGGCUCAACCUGAAAUAAUUAAAACAAUUAACAGUAAACAGGAAAGCCGGUCCGAAACAAAGUCAAAACAUGAAGAAGAAUCUACUGAAACCACGCAAACCGGUAAUACUCCUAAAGAUAUAACACCAACCAAGACACCAGUUGAGGACGAAGAGGUGAGGCAACCUGGAGAAACCCUCGAAGAGUUUUACAAAAGAGUCUAUACAAAGAAACCAGGAGAAACCGAUGAAGACUACAAACAGCGAGUGUAUAAGAAAAGAACUGGGGAAACCGACGAAGAAUACCUUACUAGAAUCAAAGUACUAAAGAAAAUAUUUAUUUCAAGUAGUGUUUGGACACAGGAAACAACUCUUACAGUGACAAAACUGUAUUACCAGCUACAGUACAAACAACAGCCGAAUGAAGAUAAAGAAUCAUACUAUGAUAGAAUAACCAAACAACUUCCAGGUGAAACUGAUAAAGACUACGUAAAAAGGAUGGAUUUGAUAAAACAAGCAUUUUCCGGUCUACCCUUAUGGUAUGAAGAACAGUAUUUGAAAUAUACGAAGAAGUAUUACACCUCGAAAUUCACAAAGCAGGUUUCUGAGACUGAGACCGAGUACUACGCGAGACUUUUGAAGCAAGACGCAGAGGAAUCUAAAGAAAAUUAUGUGAAAAGAAUUACUAUUUUGUCUAAACUGUUCCCUAAAUUAGAGUUGUGGCAGAAUCCGGAACAGUUAAAGUUCACACGGGCUUAUUACGAGGACAUAAACAAACGAAAAUUAGGUGAAACCGUAGAUAAAUGGUACAACAGAAUCAUGUUCCAAGGGUUUGACGAAUCUCCAGAACAGUACGUCAAAAGAAUAUCACUAAUUCAAGCUCUUUUCCCGGAAUUAGAUCUUUGGACUAAUCCUAAAUACUUGAUAUACACGGCUAAAUAUUACCAACUGCUGUUUAAGAGAUUGCCUGGAGAGAGUGAUACGGACUACUACACGAGGCUUUUCAAACGCAAGCCAGGUGAAUCAGACGAUGACUUUAUCAGGAGAAUCAAACUUAUUCAGAUUCUUAAGAAACGUGACUUAGGGUUCCUAUUCAACAACGUCGACUACCUGACGUACACUAAAGAUUAUUACACCACUUUGUUGGGACAAAAACCUAAAGAAUCAUACCAAAAAUACUUGACUAGAGUAUUUAAACAAGAUCGAAAAGAGGGUAAUGUCGAAUUUGUUAAUAAAUUGAAAGUGCUGAAUAAACUUUAUCCAGAUCUACCAGUUUGGAAUAAUCCGAAGGAAGUGAGAUACACAAGACGUUACUACAUGGAUGUCUACAAACGCAAUAAGGGUGAGAGUGAUGACGAUUACUACAGAAGACUAAUGUUCCAACCAUUGACAGAAAGUGACGAAGAUUACGUAAAGCGGAUACAGGUAGUCCAAGCAGUAUAUCCCAAGCUAGAUCUGUGGACCAGUACUCGCUAUUUGAUGUACACAGCAAAAUACUUUACGUUCCUUAACCAAAAGAAGGAUGGCGAGGACGAAAAAGCAUUCCAUUCAAGAUUGUUUAAGAAAGAACGAGGAGAAAACAACGAUGACUACACAAAGAAGAUAGAUAUCCUUCACAAAGUAUUCUACGCAGACAUUGACAGUUUCUUCGACAAUCCCGAGUAUUUGAACUACACCAAAGAUUACUACACGAUCAAAUACGGACAAAAACCUGGCGAGAGCCUUGAUGAAUACGUCAAGAGAACAUUUACACAAGACGGAGAAGAAAGUGACUUUGAGUAUGUAAAUAGAGUAAAGGUUGUGAAAGCAUUGUUUCCCGACUUAGAGAUCUGGAAUGACAAAGACAAGCUUGACGCGACUAGACACUUUUAUGAAAUCUUCUACGAACAACAACCAGAGGAGUCUGAGGACCAGCACUAUAAGAAAAUAUUUGCAAAGGGAAAAGAAACCGACGAUAUGUACAAAGAUAGAAUAGACAUGUACAACACAGUAUACCCUAACAUUCCCAUCUGGGAUAAUCCAGAUUACCUAGUCUACACAAAGAAAUACUACGAAACGGUUUAUAAAAGACAAGCGAAACAAAGUAAUGAUGAAUAUUACAAACAAAUAUUCGACAGGAAACCAGAUGAAUCUGACGAAAAGUACUUGAACAGAAUCACGAACUUCUAUUUAGUAGAUCAAGACAAUCCGGUCUGGCACGAUACAAAGUAUCUAAAGUUCACUAAGCCCUACUUCACCCUACUUUUCGCACAGAAACCUGAUGAAUCAGUGACUGCGUGGGCGAACAGAUUGAUGAAGCAGUAUCCGGAAGAGAGCGACCAAGACUACAAGGACAGAAUGGCUAUAAUACAACAAGUCGUCAGUAAAGAGGUUUGGGACAAGAUUCAAGCGAUAUUGAAAUCUGAAAAUGGAAAAGCUGUCGGCGAUACUGGAGUCACGUAUAUCGACGAUGAGGUAAAAUCUGAAGAGGACAAAAAUGAGCUGGUUAAGAAAGUCCUGACAAAGCGCGUCUACGAGAGUUACCCAGAGUACAUGGCUCGUAUCCUGGAGCCGGACUCCAACGAGGCUUCAGACCAUCGCAAGGAGAGACUCGACUGGAUAAAGAAGAACCUCCCGACAGUGGCGCAGAGCGACUACUUCAACAAGUUCGUCGAGAGCAAGGACUACGCCAAGAAGGAGUUCCCUAUCCUGGACAGUGAACGACACAAUGCUGUGCACGACCUGGCGUCCAAGGGCAAACCUCUACAGGAGGCACCCGUGAUAAGCAAAAGAUCCAGAGUCAUUCUAACAUCCCAGGCUCCUUGGGAAACCAAGAGGCAAUAUCUUGAAAAGGUCUACAAGAAGAAGGAGAACGAAGAAGAUGACGACUACUACAAACGUGUCUUCGCCAGGAAGCCGCACGAGACGGACAGUGACUAUGUGAAGAGGCUGGUGACGCUUCACAAGGUCUACCCGGACCUGGACGUGUGGCAGGAUGAGAAGUACAUGGACUACGUAGACCCGACACUGAGUCAGGGUCAGAUACAGGAGGCCCAGAAGAACCACGCUAACGACGACAAUGCUCUCGCUGGAGAAAAUGAAUCUUAAUCUCAAGACUUAGAAGAUAACAAACAAAGCUACAUUAUGUAAUUAUUUGUGUAUUAUAGAUAGGUUUUAUUUGGUGUUGGUAAAAUUUAUUAAAGCAGUAUGUUAAUUUUUGAAA
This is a messenger RNA of Macrosteles quadrilineatus (aster leafhopper), 15850 nucleotides long. Its product is annotated as serine-rich adhesin for platelets-like. The record is from RefSeq and is a predicted model, not a curated record. The coding region runs from base 4 to 15735 and encodes 5243 amino acids. The transcript is spliced from 63 exons. Lineage: Eukaryota; Metazoa; Arthropoda; Insecta; Hemiptera; Cicadellidae.